Molecule: messenger RNA, 1600 nt
Organism: Mytilus californianus (California mussel)
Lineage: Eukaryota; Metazoa; Mollusca; Bivalvia; Mytilida; Mytilidae
Product: peroxisome assembly protein 12-like
Exons: 8
Coding region: 141-1178 (345 amino acids)
Biological process (GO): protein monoubiquitination; protein import into peroxisome matrix
Cellular component (GO): peroxisomal importomer complex; peroxisomal membrane
Molecular function (GO): zinc ion binding; protein binding; ubiquitin-protein transferase activity
Source: RefSeq, a predicted model, not a curated record
CCAAAAGACAACACAGUCCAUGCUCUAUGCCAAGCUAAUCACAACCGUUAUAUUUUCUAGAUAGUUAUUACAAAAAAAAAAAAAAAAUUGGGAGCAUUAAAUACAAAUACUGAUUAAAGUCAACCGAUCGAUGAAUAACAAUGGCCGAAAGUGCAACACACUUGACAUCUGCUGUAUUCACUACAAAACCGUCCAUUUUUGAAGUUCUUGCUCAGGACAGUCUAAUGAGCACAAUAAGACCUGCUCUUAAACAUGCCGUCAAGGCAAGGAAUACAGAGACAAAGCCAGAUAAAUUUGCCUGGAUGCUGAGAUUUUAUGAUGAAAUAUACACUAUUCUUGAUCUAAUUCUCCAGAAUUAUUAUUUACAUUCAUAUAGUGGAUCUUUUGCUGAAAACUUUUAUGGUAUUAAAAGAAUUGCUUGUCAGAAGGAUCAAAAACAGGAAGAUACAAAACUUCCCAGAAGUUGUCUACUUAAGUCUAUAUUGUGCUUGGUCAUUUUACCAUAUAUCAAACAUAAGUUGGACUUCAUGUUUGAAGAACUGAGACACAAAAUAAACACAGGAAGACUGAGUCAGAAUACAUUGCUAUUUAAAUUAUACAAAGCAUUUGUAGCAGUGUAUCCCUAUGUCCAUAUGGUCUGGGAAGGCAGUAUUCUGGUACAUUUAAUAUCAUACAUGUUUGGUAAAUCUAAAUGGCACUCUCCAUUUGUCAGACUUUCUGGUGUAGAAUUAGUUCAUCAACAAGAGGAAGAUUUACAGUCAACACAUGUACAAAGUUCAGAAGUGUGGCAAGGUUUAAGCUUAAAUAAUAAAUUAUUAUUGGUAUGUAAGAGAGCAGUAAAUCUGACAGCAGUAACUCUGUCAACAGGUCUCUCAGUGGGGGUGUUCUUCCUUCAGUUCCUUGACUGGUGGUAUACUAGUGAUAAUAAUGCUCCAUCAUUACUGGCAAUGCCUACUCCAGACCCUCCAAAGUCUGAUGUAGAUGAGACACUUCCGCCUCAUGACAUAUGUCCUGUUUGUCUAAAGAGGAGAACAAAUGAUACAGCUUUAUCUGUGUCAGGUUUUGUAUUCUGUUAUCCCUGUAUCUAUGAGCAUAUCCAACAAUAUGGUAGCUGUCCGGUAACCAGUUAUCCUGCCAGGAAGGAACAUUUGAUUAAACUCUAUCCACCUGGGGCAUAGUAGCAGAAUAUUCAUCUCAUCUGUGACAAUGUUUUAUAUGAACUGGCCUACAACAGUGUGCUAUUUAUACAGAUUUCUUUUCAACCAGAAUGUUACUUAAAACAGUAGUACACAUAUCUUUAUUGAGAGAAAAUGUUAGAAAUGUCACCUGUGAAUAUACAUGUAAAUAGCAACUAGAUAAAGCCAGGCUUCUAUGGUACAGUACAGUAGUAACCAGCAAAGUUCAUGUAUCCCAGACAUUGCCUGAAAUGGAGAUUAGAAAUCCAAAUUCUCUGAUAGAGAAUGAAACAGGAUGUUUUUUCCUUAUUGUGCCAAAUGUGAAUUUAAUCAGAAAGCAAUAAUUUUAUGGUAACCAUUUUGAUUUUUUUUAAUUUAUUUUUUGUUGAAUGUUGUAAUUGUUAAAAUAAAUUAAUCAAAUUGCA